Emiliania huxleyi CCMP1516 is the source of this 1393-nucleotide messenger RNA. RefSeq lists its product as hypothetical. The record is from RefSeq and is a predicted model, not a curated record. The transcript has 9 exons. NCBI's taxonomy places the organism in Eukaryota, Haptophyta, Isochrysidales, Noelaerhabdaceae. Gene Ontology annotation, cellular component: microtubule cytoskeleton; septin complex; cell division site. Gene Ontology annotation, biological process: cytoskeleton-dependent cytokinesis. The coding region runs from base 21 to 803 and encodes 260 amino acids. Gene Ontology annotation, molecular function: molecular adaptor activity; GTP binding; GTPase activity.
CGCCAUAUCGCCGCGGUAAGAUGGAGCAUGGUCGCCCGAUGCAGAGCCUCGGCUUGACCGCGCAGCUGGAGGCGGAGUGGCGGCGCGCCGGCCUCUCCUUCCGCGUGAUGCUGGUCGGAGAGAGCGGCCUCGGAAAGAGCACCUUCACCCGCGCGCUCUUCCGGCCGUUUGUGCCGGACAACGAGCUGUCUGCGAACGACGCGGGGGCGAAGGAGGCGCUGCGCGCGCGGACGACCGAGAUCCGCGAGGUUGUCUUCACCGUGGAGAACGACGGCUUUCCGAUCGAGUUUUCGGUUGUCGACUGCCCCGGCUACGGCGACUCUGUCGACUCGACCGAGUGGAUCGACUCCAUCGUCGGAGACAUCACACGCCGCUUCGCCUCCCAUUACGACAGCAACCACGCUUCGGGCGCCUCCGUCGGCAACGGGCUGCAGCGCGACGGCAUGGUGCACGCGUGCCUCUACUUCAUCGCCGCGCACCGCCUCAAGGGCGCCGACAUCGAGUUCAUGAAGCGGCUGCAGCCGUACGUCAACAUCGUGCCCGUGAUUGCCAAGAGCGAUACCAUGACCGUCGGAGAGAGGGACGCGUUCCGCCGCCUCAUCCUCUCGGAGCUCAAGGCGGCCCGUGUGUCGAUGUUCGAGCUCGCGCCGCCUCCAGCAGUCGCCUCCCCUCCCCCCUCUGCUCGCGGCGCCGCCUCAAAGAAGGGCGCCCCCACGCCGCCGCCCUCGCCGCCCUCGCGCGCCCCGCUGGGCGAAUUCGGGGAGCGCAUCCUCUCUAGCGUCAUCCCCCAAAUUAACUCUUAAUCAACCCUAAUUAACUCUUAAUUAGGAGCGGAUCCUCUCUAGCGUCAUCCCCCCGCCCUCCGCGCCUCCGCCCAAGCCGCCCGCCGCCUCGUCGACGCCCGCUCAGCGCGGCGCGGCGCUGGCCCACGGCAACACGUCGCCGCCGCCGUUUGCGGUGUGCGCGUCGGAGGAUGGGACUCGCGUCUACCCGUGGGGGGUGGCGUGCGCGGAGGACCCGACCCACUCGGACCUGUCCACGUUGCGCGCGAUGCUCUUCGCCGGCUCGAUGCUGUCGGCCAAGCGCGCCACGUUGGGGCUGUACGAGCAGGCGUACGCGCGGCGGCGUGCGGCGGACGAGCGAUCGCAGCAAGAGCGCGAGGCGCGCGCGCUGUCGCGGCAGGUCUUUGCCGCCAAGACGAUCGCUGCUGUCAUCACUCUCGGUGUCGCCGUUGGCCUCGCUGCCUCUGCCGCCCCCGCCGCCGCUGCGACGGUAGUGGCGCACGCGCAGAGCGCCGCCAGCGCCGCCGGCACCGCCGCUUUGCGGGCGGCGUCGACAGGGGCGACGGCGCUGGCGCAAGCGGCUCGCAAGCGAAUAGCGGCGAAGAGCUAGC